Molecule: messenger RNA, 4358 nt
Organism: Drosophila mojavensis
Lineage: Eukaryota; Metazoa; Arthropoda; Insecta; Diptera; Drosophilidae
Exons: 5
Coding region: 1-3039 (1012 amino acids)
Cellular component (GO): membrane
Source: RefSeq, a predicted model, not a curated record
AUGUUGCCCGGUCGCUGGGGCAACCACUUAAUUGAACUUAAAGCAUCUGCUUCUGAUGCUAAUGACGACGGCAAUAAUUAUCAUGAUGACGAUGACGAUGGUCAUGAUGAUGAUGGGGACGCUUCUGUGCGAGGCAAAGUAAAGAGCAACGCCUUCACAUUGGAUUACGCGCAGUUUUACUUUAGACCGGAGCCAAUUAGUGGCCAACAGCAACAACAGCAACUACAGCAGCAACUAGCGCAACAGCAGACGCAGCAGACGCAACAACAGCUGCAGCUGCAGCGACAGCAACAGCAGCAAGUGCAGCAGCAAUUGCUCGCCCAACAGCAGCAGCAACUGCAGAUCCAACAACUUCAACAGCAACUGCUGCUGCAACGGCUAGAGCGUGAGUUGCAGCAGCAACAACACCAACAGCAGCUAGCCCAACAGCAGCAGCAGAUUCUCUACCAUCAGCGACAGCACUACGGCCGACAUCGCUGGCUCUCGGGCAGCAACCACUACAAUUACACGCCCCUGCACCAACACCAGCAGCAGCAGCAGCACCAUUACCAGCAGCAGCAGCAGCAACAGCAACAACAGUACAGCUAUUACUUCAGUCGCGGCAGCAGCAGCAGCAGCGGGCUGGGUCUGGGCCUGGGCUUGGGCUUGGGUUUCGGUCUGGGCGGCAGCAAUCUAGCCAGCUGGUACCAUCUGCCAUCGACGUCGGCGCACAUUUACAUCGGCAGCAGCAGCACUGGCGGCGCUCCUUAUCCGUAUCGGCUGGGCUACAGCGGCGGGGGCUAUCCAGCAGCGGCGCUAAUCAACUUUGAGACGUCGCCCACACCGCUGCUCUCGUCAACGGGCAGCUCGCCUGGCUACUUGCCGCCACUGCCGGCCCCGGCACUGCCACCGCCACCACCGGCGCCCAGCGUAGCCACCGAUUACUACUUCAGCAGCAGCAGCAGCAGCCGGGCGCCCGCCAUAGUCAGAGCCGAGCCGUUCCAGGAGUACACAGCGGCGGCGGUUGCAGCGGCGGAGGAGGAGCUACAAGCUGGCGGCUAUCGUUACAAGGCAACGCCACGCCGGCGAUACGACGCCUACGACAACUACGGCUAUCUGCCGGGCCUUGCCAGCACAACCGAGGACGAGGACGACCUGCUUGAGGAGUGCCUGCCAGCGGCCCUGCUAUCCACGGACUGCGAGAGCCUCGAAGACGUGCGCUUUCUCGAAUACAACAGCAACCACCACCCAGAGUACUACGACGAGGACGACGAAGAGGCCCAGCUGGCGCACAUACUCGAUCUUGAUCUGCCCGAUUUUCUGCGCCCUUACAGCAGCAGCAGCGGCGGCGGCGGCGGUAGCAGAAACAGCCACAAGACGCCGCCACAACACGAAUACCAAACGGAGCACGGCGGCGCAGCCGGAGCAGGGGCCAGCGGAGGAGGUGACGGCAGCGGCGGCGGGGGAGGAAGAGGCAGUGCAGCAGCAGCAGCAGCUAGUGGCAAUCAGACGCAUCGCGAAACGGAACAACAACGCUACCAUCACUACCAGCAGCAACAGCAGCAACAAUACCCACACCAGCAGCAGCAGCACCAAUAUCCACACCAGCAACAUCAACACCAGCAACAGCAGCAGCUGCAGUCGCAGCAGCAACAGGCCUAUCAGUCCUACCAAUACCCCUCGCACGACAGCUGUGAGGGCUUCAAUCAGUUCGCCAACGACGCCAGCAGCUGCCUGGGCAAUCAGAGAAUGAUGGUUAGCAAGUUGUGGAACAGCUGCUUUCCGGAGUUUACGCCGGAUCACGUACAUCGGCAUAACUUCUACCUGUGCCAGUGGCAGCGCAACACUCAGGUGCGCAUUGUGUACCUGUUCUAUCGCUGGAUAACGGCGAUAACAUGCUUGGCGGCCCUGGUCUGCUCGCUGCUGGACAUUGGACGCACCGAUGAGCACUUCGAGCACCACUAUGCCAAGUGGUGGAUCUACCUGACCCACUGGGGGCUGCUCUUCUGCACGGUGCAGGCAUGGCUGGCCGCCUGGAUCGUCACCCAGGGCAUGAUGGUCGAGCGCGAGGACUUUGAGAUUGUGCGGCAGGCGAAGAAGAGCCGCCUGCACCACCUCUACUGGGUGCUCUACACCUGCGCCACGGUCUACGCCUUUAUUGUAACAAUGUGCUACUGGCUGCUCGUCCACAAUCCCGAUAUCCACAAGAUUGACGCAUUGAACAUCAUGGUGCACGUAUUGAACUCCAUCAUAAUGCUCAUCGAUCUGGCCAUUGUGGGACAUCCGAUUAAGAUGAGCCACGCCUACUUUACAACUGGCAUUGGACUGGCGUACGCCAUAUUCACAGGCAUCUACUUCUUGGCCGGCGGCACCGACAGGAAAAACCAAACUGCCAUCUACCCGAUGAUGGACUGGACCAAGCCGGGCAAGGCCAUCAUUGUGACAGUUUGUGCCAUCAUUUUCACAUUCUUCGUGCACUUCUGCUGCUAUCUGCUCUACCGCGGACGCGUCUGGCUGUUCACCAAGCUGUGCAUUCGAGGCCGCCACAAUCGCGACGGCGAGAUGGGCGAGGGGCUCAACGAUGAUUCGGGCUCGCGCUUGGGUGGAGGCGGCGGUGGCAUUGGCGGUGCGGCUACUGUAGUGGGCGGCGGCGGCAGCAGUCAGGACUAUGCCCAUCAGCAGCAAUAUCCCAUUGCGCACACGGAGCAGCCGCGGGCCAUUUCACAGCAGCCGCCUGCCAGCUACCAGCUGCCUCCACAGUACUCGGGCUACCUGCAGCAGCCCGUGGUGGCUGGUGUCAAUGUGGGCGUGGUCAGUGCGGAUGGGGUCUAUCAGCCGAUUGGCACGGACUCAGGCCGCACGAGCGGUGGCGGAGGCGGAGGCGGAGCCGGUACUGUCGAUGGCACAGGCAAGCACAAGAGUUCUGGCACCGGCACCGGCUCCGGCUCUGGCUCCGGUUCCGGCGCUGGUUCGGCCUUGACACGUACUGUCGCCCAUUUGGAUGCGGCACAGCGGGAGCAGUUCCUCAAUCCCAACAAGAUCGUCGAGUAUAAGAUGUAAAGGCGUUGUACCCGGCACCGGUAUACGUUCCGCUUGUCCAUGAAGUUUCUGGAGAAGCACUGUGCGCAAUGCGAGGCGGCACGACAGGCUGUCAGCGAGGAGCAGCGCCAUCUGGCGGCGGCCGAAACGCAUGCGCACAGUGGUUAGUUUAAGAUUUGCUUUUGCCGUUUGAUUUCCACGCCCAGUGCCGGCCGGGCACUGUUGGCAUUGUGUAGCCUGUAUUUGGUAUUCGUAGACUGUAAAUGUAGUUUCGUAAUUUUGUAAAAGCUUUGCCAGAUUUUGUAAGCUGCAGCCUACAGUAGUAAUUCGUUUGUGCGCAAGCGCCCACAACUGCGUUAGCUCGCUGCUACAGAAACUUAGAGAGAUAUUUUAGCUAUUGAUGUAUGUAGUUGUCGUAUCCUGUAUAGAGUAUAGACAGACUCAUCGAUUUUGAGCGAUUUCAAAUCUUUUCAAUGGACUAAGUUGAACAUUCUUAUGUUCCAACUACACACGCACACACACCAACACCCACAGACUCACACACACUAGCACCUAAAGAGCCAAAGAACAAAACGCUUUCCCUACUUUAAUUAACAGCAAAUUGUGUUCAGCAAAUACAUAGGCAACUGCAUAUAUGUACUUAUGUAUGUAUGUAUAUGUAAACACACAGCGUCCAUUAAUAAAUAAUUUUGUUGGCUAAGCUCUUCGAACACAACAAAUGGAAAAUAAAACACAUACUGCCUAAAGCCUGGCGCACACUCACACACACGCACACACACACACAUGUUUUAUUAUUUACAAUCAACUUUCUGGUAAUUUUUUUUUUUAGUUUUAGCUUUAUUUGAAGAAAACCUUAUAUAUGUAUCGGUGCAGGAGUACAACAACAGCAAGCGCAAGCUGAGUGUUCUGAGGAGUCGAGUUUUUCGUUUGGCAUUUGCUCGCUUUGAGGACACUGUGCACAUGCCUAAGAUGUUUUUGUCAUCAGUAUUUCGUGGUGCAUGACAGACACAAAAUUAUUCUUUUUUAUUUUAUAAACAAAUCUAGAGUUUAAGAGAUGAUUGACACUGCUUAGGAGUUUAACAAAAUACCAAAUGAAUACCUAAAAGCACAGCAAAAAGAGAGAAAAAUACAAAAUAAAUAUAUAUAAAUAGUUAAAAAAAAACUAAAACGAAAUCAAAUGAGUAUUUCAUAGCAAUCUCACAUGUUGCAUAAAUAAAAGAAAUAGCAAAAAUCAAAGAAUAAUAAGUGCACAAUAUUGAGGAUUAUAAACAGAUUAUAAAUCGAAUAUUAAAAACAUUCCAAAAUUGAAAAACUAGCAUGUAUAAUGUUAAAAAAUCAAA